UCCAGACCAAGACCGCAAGGUGGAUGGAAAGUGAAGAGAGAAGUGGGCAGUAGAUUCUACAUUAACAUGGAAGGAGCUCUGACAGCUCGUGACAGAGUGGGAGUGCAAGACUUUGUCCUGCUCGACUCUUACACCAGCGAGAUCUCCUUUCUGGACAACCUUCGCAGACGCUUUCGGGAGAACCUCAUCUAUACAUAUAUUGGGACUCUGCUGGUAUCUGUGAAUCCAUAUAAGGAGCUGGAUAUAUACACACACAAAAAGAAGGAGCUAUACCAAGGGGUGAACUUCUUUGAACUCCCUCCUCAUAUCUACGCUAUUGCUGACAACGCCUAUCGAGUGAUGUGCACUGAGUACACCAACCAUUUCAUCCUGAUUUCGGGGGAGAGUGGAGCAGGGAAGACAGAAGCCUCAAAAAAGAUCCUUGAGUUCUACGCCAAGACCUGCCAGACCACAGAGCAGCUGCAGGUGGUGCGAGAUCGCCUCCUACUGUCAAACCCUGUACUCGAGGCUUUUGGAAAUGCCAAGACCCUAAGGAAUGAUAACUCCAGCCGCUUUGGAAAAUACAUGGAUAUCCAGUUCAGUUACAUGGGUGCCCCAGUCGGGGGCCACAUUCUGAGCUACCUCCUGGAGAAGUCAAGGGUGGCCCAUCAGAAUCACGGAGAGCGGAACUUUCAUAUUUUCUACCAGCUGUUGGAGGGAGGAGAGGAGGAACUACUUCGCUGGCUGGGCCUGGAUCGUAACCCACUGCAGUACCACUACCUUAUCCAGGGUGAGUGUGCCAAAGUGAGCUCCAUCAAUGACAAAAGUGGCUGGAAGACUGUUCGAAAAGCAUUGUCUGUGAUUGACUUCACCGACCAUGACAUUGACGACCUGCUGGGUGUUAUAGCCAGUGUUCUGCACCUGGGAAACAUCCAGUUCAAUCCGGAUAGCCAGGGACAUGCCAACAUCACAGUCGACAAGGAAAUCAGGUGGAUCUCCAAGCUGCUGGGUGUACAUGUCCUAGUCCUGCAGGAAGGUCUAACUCACAAGAAGAUCGAAGCCAAAGCAGAUGAGGUUUUGAGCCCUCUGAGUGUUGAACAAGCCUUUUGUGCUCGUGAUGCAUUAGCAAAAGCUAUUUAUGGACGUACUUUUACUUGGCUCGUUAAUAAGAUCAAUGAAUCACUAGCUAAUCAGGACUCAAGCAGAAAAACCGUGAUUGGUCUAUUGGAUAUCUAUGGAUUUGAAGUCUUUGAUGUCAACAGUUUCGAGCAGUUCUGCAUAAAUUACUGUAAUGAGAAGCUCCAGCAGCUGCUGAUUGAGUUGACACUGAAAUCGGAGCAGGAGGAGUAUGAAGCUGAAGGAAUCCAGUGGGAGUCAAUCCAAUACUUCAACAACAAGAUCAUCUGUGACCUUGUGGAACAAAAGUACAAAGGAAUUAUCUCUAUUCUUGAUGAAGAAUGUCUGAGACCUGGAGAAGCCACAGACCUUACUUUCCUGGACAGACUACAGGAGAAAGUGGGAGCUCACCCUCAUUUUGUAACACACAAGUUGGCAGAUCAGAAGACGAGGAAGACCAUGUGUCGUGGUGACUUUAGGCUGCUACACUAUGCGGGAGAAGUCACUUAUAAUGUUGUAGGAUUUCUUGACAAGAACAAUGAUCUUCUGUACAGGAAUCUCAAAGAGGUCAUGUGUGGCUCCACAAAUUUCAUAAUUAAAAACUGUUUCAGUUCAAAUGAAUUAGAUACCAAGAAAAGACCCGAGACUGUGGCCACACAGUUCAAAUACAGCUUGAUGGGUCUGAUUGACAUCCUGAUCUCAAAGGUGCCUUCGUAUGUCAGGUGUAUCAAGCCGAAUGAUGCCAAGCAGCCAGGUAGGUUUGACGACAUGCUUGUGAGACAUCAGGUGAAGUAUCUGGGUCUGAUGGAACAUCUGCGGGUGAGACGAGCAGGCUUCGCUUACCGCAGAAAGUUCGAUGCAUUCUUGAAAAGGUAUAAGUUAUUGUGCCCUGACACUUGGCCAAACUGGCAUGGACCUGCUUCAGAAGGAGUUGAACGACUGGUGAAACAUAUUGGCUACAAACAGGAGGAAUACAAAAUGGGAAGAACAAAGAUAUUUAUCCGUUUUCCGAAGACACUGUUCGCAACUGAAGAUGCAUAUCAAGCCAGCAAGAAUGCCCUAGUUGCGAGGCUCCAGGCUAAAUACAGGGGCAAAAUUCAAAGGGAGGAGUUUCAGAAACAGAAAAAAGCAGCAAUCAAGAUCGAGACCUGCUGGAGAGGAAUUCAGGCAAGGCAGGACGCAGGGAAGAGAGCCUGGGCUGUGAAAAUCAUCAAAAAAUUUAUAAAAGGCUUCAUGCUCAGAAAUCAGCCAGGUUGCCCGGAAAAUAAAGAUUUCUUGGUUUUCGCUCGGUCAAACUACCUGAUGAAGCUCAAGAAAAAUCUGCCACAGACUGUUCUGGAUAAAAAAACAUGGCUCGAACCUCCUGCCUACCUGGAGACGACCUCAGAACUGCUGCGGAAACUGCACACGUGGACUUUGGUUCGGAAAUACUGCAAAGGAAUCUCCGCCCAACGCAAGCUGCAGAUGCAGCAAAAGGUUGUGGCCAGUGCACUGUUUAAAGGAAAGAAAGAGGGCUACCAGCAGAGUGUCACCAAGCCCUUUAGUGACAGCAGACUUCGUGAACAGGACAUCAACCCGAAGGCGUUUCAGCUGAUCCGACAUGAGCGACUCCAGUAUGGUGUUCCCGUCAUUAAAUACAACAGAAAUGGUUUCAAACCAAGACCAAGGCAGUUGCUCUUGAUGCAGACAAAAGCCUACAUCGUUGAAGAAGACAAAAUCAAACAGCAAAUUGAAUAUGCAACUCUCAAAGGUGUGUCCGUUAGCAACCUCAGUGACAGGGUCUUUGUCAUCCACGUUCCCUGUGAGAACAACAAUCAGAAAGGCGAUGUCAUUCUACAGUGUGACUACGUGUUUGAGACAGUGACCAAACUCUGUACAAUGGCCAGCAAGCAAAACAGUUUCAAAAUUGUCCAGGGCAGCUUGAAAUUCAUGAUUCAACCGGGCAAGGAAGGUAUUGUUGAUUUCACCUUGGGCCAUGAAUCACAAGUCUUUAAAGGCAAGAAUGGUCACCUGAUGGUGAUGACCCCGAGGGUAAAGUCCCGAUGACCUUCCAUUAUUAUUCAUCUGUUUUUGUUGAUAAAUUUCAAGGGAAGUAGCAACUCCUGCAAGUUCCAGAAGUAUUCAUUGUCUAACCAGGUUAUCCACUCACUGAUACGUCACUGUGUGGUCCUUUCAUCUCAUACAGUGUAGGUCAGGGCUAACGGGCUUGUCUGAUACAAUCUCAUUGCCACAAGCCAUUACAGUGCCUGCUAGCCUGAAGCACCGGGAUAUAAAAGGGACUUGAUUCAAUGAAUGAGGGUAUAUCUUGGUAAUGGCAGUGUGUGAGAUCUGCUACACAAAUUCAGAAUGUUACCCACCAAUCCUCACCCUGUCCUGCCAGCUGAUUGCAGCCAGAAUGGUGUUCUAAUUAUAUCCAACAUCACUGGGCCAGAACAGGAAGAUUUACAGUCCUGUGGCUGUUGUUUUGUGCAAUGACUCAUGGUAUAAAGUUGCAGUGUCAUUGUGGAGAAAUUUAAAGAAACACAUUAGGAUUUUAAAUUUCAGAUGUUGAAGGUUAGCCAAUGCAUGCCAGGGAUAGGUCAGUGAGUCUUAGUCUGGGGCAAUAUGAGGUGAUGUUGAAUCAGGGUGGGGGUCUCUCCCUGCUUGAAUCAUUGCACCAAAAGGACACCCGAUGGACUCCCAUCCAAACAUCCCUCUUGGGUCAUCAGGACAUGAGCAUGGGUCACCAGUCAUGCUGUGAGAGAUUAGUCCAGAGAGGAAUGUGUCACCUGGUCUAAGUUGGGUGUGGAGAGCUGACAGGGAGGGAGGGGCCAGGUUUCAUGCAGAAUAGGGCAGCAGUUGGCAGUCCUAAUAGGAAGCCAGAAGAAUGCUUCUACAUUCAGCUGAUUAAAAACAUGAUUUCUUACCUGUUUUGCUGGUGGCUGUGAAUUGUUUCUUACUUGAGAGCACAGGUCAUGGCUUCUGGUCAACUGGCAACCAUUUAGCCUCAAGUAGCCUGGAUUGGUGUUAGGUCUCUGAUUUUCACACUCAAUGGCUCUAGAACAAGCCAUGACAAUCAUUCCCUAACCUACAUAGUGCACGGAGGAUAUCAGGCACAGAAUGAGUAGGCAUGUGCCUAUCUUGUUGUCUUAAAGGUGAUUACAUUUCAGAGUCUUUGUUCUUCUGACUGUGGCCUCUUGUCCUCCCCUCAUUGGUUACAGCCUCUGGAAAUGGGGAGGCAAUGCCUAAUGGUCUUAUGUCUAGACUAUUAAUCUGGGGACCCAGGUUCAAAUCCCACCAUGGCAGGUGGUGGCAUUUGAAUUCAAAUUUGAAAGGGGGAGAAAUAAAGUGUCUAAUAACCAUGCAGCCAUUGCCAAUUACUGGAAGAAAAACCCAAUUGGUUCAUACGGUCCUUUAUUGAAGGAAAUCUGCCAUCCUUACCUGGUCUGGCCUACAGGUGACUCCAGAUUCACAGCAAUGUGUUGACUCUUCACUUCCCUCUGGGCAAUUACAGAUGGGCAAUAAAUGCUGGCCAAGUCAGUGAAGGCCACAUCCUGUGAAUGAAUAAACACAAAUUCCUCCUGGAACCUCUUCUUCUCUAAUCAUCCACCCCACUUUCUCCAAAUUGAUGACAACUUUCCCAAUGAUGAUCUUUGACAGAAUUUGGGACCUCUUUUUGCAUUAAGACUAAGACAUAAAUAAAUGUAAGUUGUUGGCUUCCAUUGUGGUCUAUCUUUCUUCCUGAUAAAAUAGAAAUUAAACACCAUUGCUAUUCAAAUUACAUUUUAUUGUGAUGUGAAAUAACAUUAGAUUUGUUUAAGAUGCUUGGCUAAAGGUCAUUUCUGGGGAACAGCUCACUACGAAGGUGAAAAGCAUGAGAAGGUGGAUCUAUUAACUUGUAUCAUCUUUAAUCUGUGAAAAUGUGACAAAACAGAAUAUGUAUUAUCCAUGUGAGUAAUCAACUGUAUUGU
Molecule: messenger RNA, 5045 nt
Organism: Rhincodon typus (whale shark)
Lineage: Eukaryota; Metazoa; Chordata; Chondrichthyes; Orectolobiformes; Rhincodontidae
Gene: myo1ha
Product: myosin IHa
Exons: 32
Coding region: 67-3141 (1024 amino acids)
Biological process (GO): actin filament organization; vesicle transport along actin filament
Cellular component (GO): plasma membrane; myosin complex; microvillus
Molecular function (GO): microfilament motor activity; ATP binding; actin filament binding
Source: RefSeq, a predicted model, not a curated record